This is a messenger RNA of Rhineura floridana, 1823 nucleotides long. It is a transcript of the gene GMPPB, whose product is annotated as GDP-mannose pyrophosphorylase B. Gene Ontology annotation, biological process: cell wall mannoprotein biosynthetic process; GDP-mannose biosynthetic process. Gene Ontology annotation, molecular function: GTP binding; mannose-1-phosphate guanylyltransferase (GTP) activity. The transcript has 10 exons. The record is from RefSeq and is a predicted model, not a curated record. The coding region runs from base 137 to 1219 and encodes 360 amino acids. Gene Ontology annotation, cellular component: cytoplasm. Lineage: Eukaryota; Metazoa; Chordata; Lepidosauria; Squamata; Rhineuridae.
UGCGGGAGGGGCGUGCGGAGCGGUCUCGCCGGCUUUGGCUACGUGCAAUUGAAUCUGGCUCUGUUGGCUGACCACGUAGAGUACCGAUGGCUUGAGACGGUGGUCGGGAUCUGAGCUCCAGAGGCCACUGAUAAGGAUGAAGGCGCUGAUCCUGGUGGGAGGCUAUGGUACACGGCUGCGGCCCUUGACACUCAGCAUCCCUAAGCCGCUGGUGGAAUUUUGUAACAAGCCUAUCCUAUUGCACCAGGUGGAGGCUUUGGUGAAGGCAGGUGUAAACCAUGUGAUUCUUGCUGUCAGUUAUAUGUCAGAACUGCUGGAGAAGGAGAUGAAAGAACAAGAGCAAAGGUUGGGCAUUCACAUUUCCCUGUCGCAUGAGAAGGAGCCACUGGGCACAGCUGGCCCCCUGGCACUAGCACGGGAGCUGCUGACUGAGAAUGCAGAGCCUUUUUUUGUGCUCAACAGUGAUGUGAUCUGUGACUUCCCUUUCAAAGACAUGGUGCGUUUCCACAGCCAUCAUGGAAAAGAGGGCACCAUAGUGGUGACCAAAGUAGAGGAACCCUCCAAGUACGGCGUAGUGGUGUGUGAAUCAGAUACUGGGCGCAUACACCGCUUUGUGGAGAAACCCCAAGUUUUUGUUUCCAACAAGAUCAAUGCUGGCAUGUACAUCUUAAACCCAAGUGUGCUGGAGAGGAUCAAGCUGCGGCCUACCUCGAUUGAGAAGGAGAUCUUCCCAGUGAUGGCAGAACAAGGACAUCUCUAUGCCAUGGAACUGCAGGGGUUCUGGAUGGACAUUGGGCAGCCCAAAGACUUUCUGACUGGCAUGUGCAUGUAUCUGCAAUCUCUGCGGAUGAAACAGCCUGAGCGGCUUCAUUCAGGACCGGGUUUUAUGGGGAACGUAUUGGUGGACCCGACUGCCAAGAUUGGCUCAAAUUGCAGUAUUGGUCCCAAUGUCACCAUUGGGGCAGGAGUGGUGGUAGAGGAUGGGGUUCGGAUCAAACGUUGCACUGUUCUGAAGGGGUCCCGUGUCCGCUCUCAUUCCUGGCUUGAGUCCUGUAUCGUUGGCUGGAGCUCCUCUGUAGGCCAGUGGGUACGGAUGGAGAAUGUGACAGUGCUGGGCGAGGAUGUCAUAGUGAAUGAUGAACUCUACCUCAAUGGUGCCAAUGUGCUGCCUCACAAAUCUAUUGCCGAGUCUGUACCAGAGCCACGCAUCAUCAUGUAGCAAUUCUGGCCAUUGAGUGUUGGACCAACAGCGAGGGCCAUCCCUGUCUUACUCUUUUUUGAGGGCAUCUGCACCCUGUGCCUUAGGAGCAAGGGCUCUUUGCUGAAUUUCUGCUGCUGAAAUACUAACCUUCUGCUGGGAUCCUAGGAGUGUAGCAGAACAAGGACACAUGUAAGCUGACUGCAGCACUCCUCAGAAUCACUGCUUGGAACAAGGGUAAGGCAGGAUGACCUGGGCCAGCUGCACCAUCCAUUGUCCUACUUUUGGAAAGUGACCCUAAUGUGCAAAGGGAAAAAUGCUUGCUUUUGCUACACAACACUGAGGUACUGCAGUGGCUCACCAGCUGCAAAAGAACAGUCCCAGCUAGGCCAGGUGAGAGAAAUGAACAGCAUGCUAUGGUAUUAUUUCAGGGUGACAUCUCUCAUGUUGCACAUAGGGAAGACAGAAUGCAAUCCUUUUCUAUGGAACUCUACUGCCUUACAGAGACUGAGCCCCCCUCUCUCCACAUGGCCAAUAGUGAUUAUUAUUCUAUUACUAUUCAAGAACUCUAGACAAAGCUUUGUCAAUUAAUGGGAAAAAAGUGAAAUUAUACUGUCAUGAACAA